Molecule: messenger RNA, 4563 nt
Organism: Pristis pectinata (smalltooth sawfish)
Lineage: Eukaryota; Metazoa; Chordata; Chondrichthyes; Rhinopristiformes; Pristidae
Gene: desmb
Product: desmin b
Exons: 9
Coding region: 63-1427 (454 amino acids)
Biological process (GO): skeletal muscle organ development
Cellular component (GO): Z disc; sarcolemma; cell-cell junction
Source: RefSeq, a predicted model, not a curated record
UCCUUGGAGCUACUGUUGCAGGAACAGAAGGGGAAAGGGGAGAGACCGGGAAGCUGAGCACCAUGGCUUAUUCAACCACCACCACCAGCAGCUCCUACAGGAGGGCCUUUGGGGGCAACGUCGUGGGGUCCCCACAGCUGAGCCGGGCUUCCUAUUCCGGUGGGCGCUUCAGCGGAGGGAACCUGUCCUCCAGGUUUCACAUCUCCAAGACCACCGCCUUGCCCUCCUUCACCGGCAGCUACAAGGUCAAGGCGCCCAGCCGCGGCUACGAGGUGGUGGACUUCAAUCUGGCUGACGCCCUCAACCAGGAGUUCAUCCAGACCAGGACCAACGAGAAGGCGGAGAUGCAGCAUCUGAACGACCGCUUCGCCAGCUACAUCGAGAAGGUCCGCUUCCUGGAGCAGCAGAACAAGGUGAUGGUGGCCGAGGUCAACCGGCUGAAAGGCCAGGAGCCCGGCAGGGUCAAUGAGCUCUUCGAGCAGGAGAUGAGGGAGCUCCGCCGGCAGAUUGACGCCCUGACCAACGAGAAGGUGCGGGUGGAGGUGGAGAGAGACAACCUGGCGGACGACCUGCAGAAACUCAAGCAGAGAUUACAAGAGGAGAUACAACUCAAGGAAGAGGCUGAACAUAACCUGGCCGCAUUCCGACACGAUGUUGAUGCAGCCACACUGGCACGCUUGGAACUUGAGCGGAAGAUCGAGUCCCUCAACGAGGAGAUCGCCUUCCUCAAGAAGGUACACGAGGAGGAACUGCGGGAGCUUCAGGCUCAGCUCCAAGAGCAGCAGAUCCAAGUGGACAUUGACGUGGCCAAGCCAGACCUCACUGCGGCUCUGCGCGACAUCCGUGCACAGUACGAGUCCAUUUCGGCCAAGAAUGUGCAGGAGGCCGAGGAGUGGUACAAGUCAAAGGUAGCGGACCUGAAUCAGAGUGCGGCCAAGCACAAUGACGCCCUGCGACAGGCGAAGCAGGAGGCGAUGGAAUAUCGGCACCAGAUCCAGACUUAUACUUGUGAGAUUGACGCCCUCAAGGGAUCUAAUGAGUCUCUGAUGCGCCAGCUGCGGGAGAUGGAAGACAGGUUCGCCAACGAGGCAGCGGGCUACACGGACACGAUCGGGCGCCUGGAGGAGGAGAUCCGUCACCUGAAGGACGAGAUGGCCAGGCACCUGCGUGAGUACCAGGACCUGCUCAACGUGAAGAUGGCGCUGGACGUGGAGAUCGCCACCUACAGGAAGCUGCUGGAAGGUGAAGAGAGCAGGAUUGUGAUGCCCAUCCAGUCGUUUUCAAGCCUGAGUUUCAGAGAGACCAGUCCUGAACAGCCUCGCCAUGCAGAAAUCCAUACCAAAAAGACAGUGACCAUCAAGACUUAUGAGACCAGGGAUGGAGAGGUGAUCAGUGAAUCAUCACAACAGCAGCAGGAAUUGGCUUAAACCCCCACAGAAAUGUACAGGAUGUGUCGUCCAGCCCUUGAAACCCCCUGCCAACCCCCACCACAUCCCACCUCACCCCACCACCAGCUAUCUACCAGGUUAACAGCAGCGAAUCACACACACGGGACAAAGUGCCUUGGAACCCAGCCUGAGGAAGCUGCCGGCCAACGUCAGCGGAGGGUCACAUGUUCGUGUGGCGUUGGGGAUACUAAGAGAAGAAGACAUUGUCAACACCUGUUUGAGCGUAGAGAUAUCGAGAACUUGUACAUCUCGGGAAUGGGAGACCCUUGCAUCUGCUCCCCUUUGACAAAGACCAUGCUGAUCCCAUAUUUCAGUUCUGCUAUCCUGCCCAAUCCUAUGGUUCCUGAGUUUUCCAAACGUCCGUCUGUCUCUGUAUUGAACACACUCAGUGAUGGAGCCUCCACAACCAAUCAGCAUCUGAGCUGAUGCCCUGCCCUUGUUUCUGGCUUGUCAACGAUUGGACCGGAGUGUGCAGGGUUGUGGGAUUGGGUGAGGAAUAGCCAACAGCAUCUGAUGGGGCCCCCUUCCCACUUCAGCACCAAUGUCAUCCCUGGAUUCCCAGUGGGAAAGGAGGGGUCAAAGAAAAGCUUUCCCUUGCCCCUGAUGAUCGCCCCACCAUUCCUUUCUCCAGAUGAGGCCCAACAACUGGAUGGAUUGGCAGCAUUCAGCAGACCUUUGCUGCGGGUGCUAGGAUAUCCUAACUGGUAUGCCUUGGAACUCCCUCUUUCCCGGCAUCCCCCUAAGAAAGAAAUCUUCCUGUAUGAGUCACAUUUGGUGUGCUGGAGAUGUAGUCAUCUCUGGGGCUUAGUUCUUGAUUGGUCAGUUGUGCUUGGAUAUUGCUGUUUGGGGCCAGAUUUGCUUAUAGUGGCGCAGUCUAAUACCAUGCUGAAUUUACAGCCUUAAAAUGGCCAUUUGCUCCCUCUGUGUGGUGUUCCUACUCCCAACACCUUCUACUGACCCUCCAUCCCCCACAUGGUUAUCCAUCUCAAAGAGUCAUAAACCUACAGCACCGGGGCAGGACCUUCAGCCCGUCGAGUCUGUGCCCACCGUCAACCACUCAUUCUCCCAGCUUUUACUGAGACAUCAGUCCCAAAGAUUCCCCGUGGGUUCAAUUCCAAAUUCCCCUCUGGACCAGGAAGGUUUCUCCUGAAACGGGUAGAGGUUGAGGAUGUCAAAGAGAAUAAAAAGACACUUGGACAGGUACAUGGAGAGGAAAGGUUUAGAGGGACUAACGUGGGCAAAUGUGACUGGCUCAGAUGGGAAUCUUGGGUGACAUGGAUGAGUUGGGUCUAUUUCUGUGCUGUAUGAGGUGGGAGGGAGAAUUUCACUUCUGUGCCAAAGGGGUGCUCACUCCCCGACACUUUGUGGUCACUUCAAGAGCUCGGCGCACCGCACGCUGUUGAGUCCGCCUCAGUCCCAGGGCUCUGUUCCACCCAGCCCAGGGUGGGUUCAGACACCCAGGCAGCAUCUACAGCUCAGUAAAACAUCUCAUCCGUCAACGUCCAGCCACCACGGGGGAUAACUCAGCAGAUGAUCUAAAGCUUUGUUGGGGGGCAGGGAGGGGUUUAGAAGGCGGCUAAAAGAGGCAAAGGGAUGCACAAGCUGGGAAUUCCAGAGCUCGAGGCAGCUGAAGGCACAGCCAUCAAGGAUGCAGUGACAGAACUUGGGGACGAGCAAGAGGCCAGAAUUGGAGGAGAGUAGAGAUGACAAAGGGUUGUAGGGGGAGAGGAGGUUACAGAGAAAGGGUGGGUCGAAACCAUGGGAAAGGGGAAGGUGAGGACAGACCAGGGAUUAGUGCAGGUCAGGGGUAGGGGUGGUGGGUGAACAGGUGAACAGGACUUGGUGUGGGAUGGGACGCUGGGCAAUGGUGCUCUAUCUGCCAGAGGUCUGACCCUGCGGGACCCAUAAACACUGACUGCUCGUAGACCCACCUCCUGACUAGCAAGUCGCUUUGAUCAGUUCCCCCAACCGGGCACCAGGCAGGAGCCAAACUCCCAACGACACUGGUUGAUGGGUUCCAGUCCACAGCGUCCUGAGUCACCACCACGUGUCCACCCCUAUCGCCCUUCACCAGAGCUGGAGAGGGUUCAUUAUCAAUCGUUUCCUGCUUAGCUUCUUCUCACCAACCCUACACAGUGCCAUGUGAUGGUACACCGGCCAAUCAUUUCACUGCGCCAAACUCAAGAGGCUAAAAGUGUCUGAAUAAAAUUCAUGGGGAGAAAUGUCUUUUCCUUCCAUUCUCGGACAAGUGUUUUCAAGAUAGAUCAGAUGAAUAAAUGCAAGAGCCUUCUAUAGUUAAUUUAGCAGGAAAAGUAUGAUCAUUUGAUGCAUAAGAAGUCUAUUCAGCUGAUCAAGUCUAUGCAAGCUCUUUGCAAGGGCUAUCCAAUUGGUCGUCCACGAUCUUCCUUCCCAUCCCUGAAAAUUCCUUCCCAUCUCCUUUUCCAGUAGUUUUCAAGGUUCCCCUUGAAUUUGCAUCCAUCAUCCUUACAAUAAAGGGAAUGGAGCAAAGGUUCAUUGGAUGUAUUUUUGGGACAGCAGGUUUGUCCCACCAAGAGAGAUUGGGUCUAUACUCUUAUUGACUUUAGAUGAAUAUGAGGUGAUCUCAUUGAAGUGAAUUCUAACAGGGCUUAAGAGGGUAGAGGUGGAGUUAAUGCUUCUCUGGGCUGGGUUGUCGAGAACAAGAGGUCACUGCCUUAAAAUUCAGACAGAAAUGUGAAGAGCUUCUUCAGCCUGAGGGCAGAGAAUCUUUGGAAUUCUUCGCUCAGGAGGAUUGUGGAGCCUCAGUUGCUGAUUACAUUCAAGACAGACAUCAAAAAAUGUUUGAGUAUUGAGGGAAUCGCAGGAUGUGUGGAACAAGACGCUGAGGUGAAAAGGCAACCACCUUAUUGAAUGGUAGACUCUGUACAAGGGGCCGAAUGGCCUGUUUCUUAUAUUUAAUUAUGUUCUUUCAGGCUACGCCUUCCAGACUGUGACACCGCGCUGGGUAAAACUGGCAUCCCAUCACUCACCUGGUUCUGUGGCGGACUUCUCUGCCCUGGUGACCCUUCCUAUAACCAUUUCUCUUUCUCAAAGACUCAUUUGUAGAUGUGAUCACCUCAAUUAAAUCUCCACUUUC